UUUCAUUCCCCUUCCCUUUUGUGUCCAAACUCCUAAAACGUCCUCUGAAUGCUGUAUAAUGUUUUCUUUCUAUUUUUGGUAACAACCCUUUUUUUUAAGUGCAGAAUCUGCAUCCAAUUAACAAAAUCAAAUUUUCAAAACCAAUCCAUACAAAAGCUUUUUUGGCCGCUAAUGAGCUGCUUUUUGGUUUUCUUGUUUAGAUUUUCUCUUGAUGGUUUUCCUAUUGGCCAGAUCUAAAACUGGGUUUUCAUCACUAGGGUUUUGCCACUAAACUAAGAGAAACCCAGUAUUUGAUGUAUAUUUGCCAUGCAUUUUCUUAGUUAUAGUGCAUAGUUUUCUGCAUAUAUUAUUAUGAGAAAAUAAAAAAGCUAGCAAGCUCUUGGGGCAAAAAAAAUUGAAAAUAAAAUUAACUGAAUAUGUUGGAUCUAGUUUUUCUAGUUAAGAUAUGGCGAGGAAGAAGAUAAAGAUAAAGAAAAUUGACAACAUAACGGCAAGGCAAGUGACGUUUUCUAAGAGGAGGCGAGGGAUCUUCAAGAAAGCUCAAGAGCUUUCAGUUCUGUGUGAUGCUGAGGUUGGUAUUAUUGUAUUCUCAGCCACAGAGAAGCUCUAUGAAUAUGCCAGCUCCAGUAUGAAAAGCAUAAUUACAAGGCAUAAUCAGCACAUUCAAGGUAUCCGCGGCAUGGACAGAUUUCUAGAACCGCAGGGAGAGGAUAAUAGCAAUUUAGCUGAGUUGCAUAAGGAAGUUGCUAAUAGAACCGAGCAGCUAAGGAGGAUGACAGGUGAGGAUUUUGAAGGGUUAGAAUUUGAUGAUUUGCUGGAACUAGAGAAAACACUACAAUCAGGACUGAAGCGCGUGAUUGAGUUAAAGGAAAAGCGGAUAAUGGAUGAGAUUACUGCAGUUCAGAAAAAGUUAGAAGAGGAGAACAAGCUUUUAAAGCAAAAGAUGGCUAUGCUUUGCAAGGGAAAAAGUCAUUUCCUAUUGGACUCGAAUAUUACCAUGCAGGAAGUUGCUUCAUCAGACUCUAUGAAUAACGUGUGCAGCUGCAACAGUGGCCCUUCUCUAGAUGAUGAUUCCUCAGUCACAUCUCUUAAGUUAGGGUUGCCCUUUCCUAAUUGAAAUGAAAGGAUGGGAGGAUUAACUUCUCUUUUAUCAUAAUUAAUUUUAUAAUUCAGAAACUAUUCAAAAUAGUUUCUUCUCAUAAUUGAUUCGGAUUUCAAAAUCAACUGUAUAAGAAUUGUCAUUAAUGCAUAUACUUUGUGUA
Messenger RNA from Lotus japonicus, 1262 nucleotides. Its product is annotated as MADS-box protein AGL24-like. Lineage: Eukaryota; Viridiplantae; Streptophyta; Magnoliopsida; Fabales; Fabaceae. Gene Ontology annotation, cellular component: nucleus. The coding region runs from base 446 to 1117 and encodes 223 amino acids. The record is from RefSeq and is a predicted model, not a curated record. Gene Ontology annotation, biological process: positive regulation of transcription by RNA polymerase II. The transcript is spliced from 8 exons. Gene Ontology annotation, molecular function: RNA polymerase II cis-regulatory region sequence-specific DNA binding; DNA-binding transcription factor activity, RNA polymerase II-specific; protein dimerization activity.